Molecule: messenger RNA, 3779 nt
Organism: Clarias gariepinus (North African catfish)
Lineage: Eukaryota; Metazoa; Chordata; Actinopteri; Siluriformes; Clariidae
Gene: cpeb2
Product: cytoplasmic polyadenylation element binding protein 2
Exons: 11
Coding region: 1-2301 (766 amino acids)
Biological process (GO): negative regulation of cytoplasmic translation
Cellular component (GO): nucleus; neuron projection; synapse
Molecular function (GO): translation factor activity, RNA binding; ribosome binding; mRNA regulatory element binding translation repressor activity
Source: RefSeq, a predicted model, not a curated record
AUGGGUGAUUACAGCUUCGGCUUGUUACAGACAGCGAGUCUCGACAGCAGCGCACUGUUCGGCGCGUUCAGACCGUCCUACUCGAGCCUCUCCGGUGACCUCCUGCUCCUCCCCGCAGCCUCCCCGCCACCGGCUCUCCCCCGCAGCGGUGCAUCAGCAGCGUCCCGGCACAACAUGCAGGAUGUGCCCGCGGGGGUGACAGCCUCCUCGCGGCGUCAGGUCGCGUCCACCGAGUUGAGCGACGACGGGACCGGAAACUCAGCCCCCGAGCGAUCGCCACCCACCGGCGGCGAGAACGGGAGCGGACCUCAUUCUCAUUCCCAUCAUCAUCACCACCAUCAUCAUCCUCCUCCUCAUCUUCGCACGGAUUUCAGCGACUACAAGGCCGGGCAGGGCCGCUUCAGUGCUGUCGCGUCACUGCGUGACCUUGAGAGAGACCGGAGCGAGAAGCCUCAGCCGCGCGCGGACUCGGAGUGCGCCCCCGACGGCCCCGGAGCUCAGCUCGCGGACGAGGCUCUGACCGAUGCUGCGGCGCCCGUGAGCCCGAACAAAGUCCAGAUCCGCAUGGAGCCCGGGAGCGCGCACCUCGCGGCGCCCUUCACGAGCCUCCAGCAUCACGAGAGCUCGGCUGCGUCUCCCUCCCUGCCUGGGUUCGGUGGCGCGCCGUGGUCGGUCCACACGAGCUCCCCGCCGCCUGCUCCUCCUCCACCGCCGCCGCCGCCGCCGGGAUCCAACAGCGUCAUGCCUGGAACCGAACCGCACGGCGGAGGAGGCGGAGGGGGAGGAGGAUUCUACCCGGGAAUCCCGUCCCCGGGGUUCUUCCAGGGCUUCGGACACGGGUUCGGCGCUCCGUUCUCGCCGCAGAUGGGCGGCGCACCGCCGCAGCACGCGCCCAGCCGCCGCUCCCCGCUCAGCCCGCAGCACGGCGCCUUCCUGCAGCAGAGGAACAGCUACAACCAGCAGCAGCCCCUGAUGAAACAGUCCCUGUGGGGCAGCGGCUGGAACUCAGCGGGCGUGUCCUGGGGCAGGGACCAUCGAGGGCGUGGCGUCGGUAUGGCCGUGCCCGUCUCGCUCGGCCAGAUCUCGCCCAUGAAGAAGCCGUUCAGCAGCGGGAGCGUCAUCGCCCCGCCCAAAUUCCCACGCUCUGGAGUUUCGCUCGGCCCUAAGACCUGGAGUGACGACAACGUGUUCCGCACCGACAACAACAGCAACACACUGCUGCCUCUGCAGGAUCGGAGCCGAAUGUACGACAGUCUGAACAUGCACUCGCUGGAGAGCUCUCUGAUCGACAUCAUCCGGGCCGAGCAGGACCCUCUGAAAGGCCGCAUGGGAUGUCCAUAUCCUGGCGCCGAUGGCCUGCUGAUGCUCAAUGCGAGGAGUUACGGCAGACGACGAGGACGUUCCUCCCUCUUCCCGAUAGACGACGGUCUCCUUGACGACGGACACGGUAACCAGGGCGUACCCGGGGUUCUGGGAUCUUCCGGUUAUCCGCAUCAGAACGGCGAGCGCAUCGAGAGGUUCUCACGGAAAGUGUUUGUGGGCGGCCUGCCCCCCGAUAUAGACGAAGACGAGAUCACAUCCAGUUUCCGGCGCUUUGGUCACCUGGUGGUCGACUGGCCGCACAAGGCGGAGAGCAAAUCCUACUUUCCUCCAAAAGGAUACGCCUUCCUGCUUUUCCAAGAAGAGAGCUCGGUGCAGGCGCUGAUCGAAGCCUGUCUGGAAGAGGACGGCAAGCUCUACCUGUGCGUCUCCAGCCCCACCAUCAAAGACAAGCCUGUUCAGAUCCGCCCGUGGAACCUGAGCGACAGUGAUUUCGUGAUGGAUGGCUCGCAGCCUCUCGACCCACGCAAGACCAUCUUUGUAGGCGGAGUUCCCCGUCCUCUGAGAGCAGUUGAGCUGGCUAUGAUCAUGGACCGUCUGUACGGUGGUGUGUGUUACGCUGGAAUCGACACCGACCCUGAGCUAAAGUACCCAAAAGGUGCAGGCCGUGUGGCUUUCUCCAAUCAGCAGAGCUACAUUGCAGCCAUCAGCGCCCGCUUCGUCCAGCUGCAGCACGGAGACAUCGACAAACGGGUGGAGGUGAAGCCGUACGUUCUGGACGAUCAGCUGUGUGACGAGUGUCAGGGGGCGCGCUGCGGAGGCAAGUUCGCACCCUUCUUCUGCGCCAACGUCACAUGUCUGCAGUACUACUGCGAGUUCUGCUGGGCGAACAUCCACUCACGGGCUGGCCGAGAGUUCCACAAGCCGCUGGUCAAAGAGGGAGCUGACCGGCCGCGCCAGAUUCACUUCCGCUGGAACUAACGAGCUACAAGGAAGCGCGCCUGAAGACCGAGCUAUCAGUAUAGAGCACCUAACAGUAUACAGUAUACAUAUAGAAAUCUAUGAAUAUAUUUAUCUUUAUCUUUUGUAGCAGCCGGAAACACUACAUGCCUCAUUAUUUAUAAUAUAUUUUUUUCACCAAAUCACACACUUUUGCUCCCAACCACUCUCCCACCCCUAUCACCCCAGUCCCUACAUCUCAGGCUUUUGUGGUACUUUGGUGGUGGUGUUGUUUUUUGUUUUUUAACCAAGAUUCAGAUCAGAAACGAGAUUUGUAGUUGAUGUUUUUUGUUUUUUUUUUUCAAAUUAUUUUUAUAUGUCAGAUUUAACGAGUAGAUACGAGAAUGUCUUUCGCAUGAGAGGGCAGUUGUCUGUCUGUCCGUCUGUCUGUCUGCUGCUAAACUCCCCCCUUCCCUCGUGGGCAAAGUGCGCAAUUGUUUCUGGAUAAACACUUGAUGAUGAUGAUGAUGAUGAUGAUCCUGGGGAGCCGCAGUGUAAUCCAGUGGGGAAAUCGGAGAACCCCGUGUUGAACUGUAAGCUCCCCUGCUGAAAUCGAUGCCUGCCAAGGGCUUUACCAAAGGUAGCGAAAGAAAACAAUAUUCUCGCUUUUAUUUACUUCUGGAAUGGUUUCAGGAAAUCUAAUUUACACACUUUGUAGUUUACUUCAAAUGAAGUCGAUCAGUCGAGGCCGAAAUGUCUGAGGGAGCUUUUUCACGGAUAACGACAGUAAAAAAGAGUUCCCUUAAAUAGCUCUAUAAAUAAAAACAAAACUUCUGUAGCGUAAUGCCGGUGUUCUGCCAGUCCGUGCUACCUAUCAUUUUUUGCUACUUAACGUUUCUGAAUGUGCAAACUCCAACAAGUUUGGAAACUGUUGAAUUCAUUUAGUUGAUUAUGUCCUGGAAGCAUUAUUUGAUGGGGAUAUUUGUCUAUCAGAAUAUGCUACUAUGUCCAAAACUCUACAAUAAAUAUAUGCUAAUAUAUGCUCUAAUAAAACAUCAAACAUACUUUAUUUACUGGCAUAAGACAUUUACUCCUUUAGUAUUUAGCAUUUUUUAACAGGAUAAUGCGAAUAGAUAGACCCACUUGCGACAGGAGCAUUUUUUGACAAGUCAGUGUAAUUUGGCAGAGCACCGUUCACCAUCUUGGACAACACUAUUUGCUAUCACUUGACUCCGCCUUCUAUAGUACAGUGUUUUACUUUAUAUGUAAAAAUAAGGCCCCUUCGUACAAUUUGUCAAUUUAUAUUUACGCAUAAUGUUGUGGAAACAAAUUAGUAUGUGUUUUCAUAUUACAUAUAAAUAAACAGAAAGAAUAUUGUUUUCUAUUAGAUUUGGAUACCAAAUUGGCGUCUGCGUCCCCUGUCAAUAUUGGACCACAUCAUUUCAUACUCGGACGAAAGUGCUAUCCAUCUCUUCCACCUGCGUGACCUCACACACACCUAUGAUUGGCCAUACAGCUAU